GGCUCAGAUCCCGGGUCGGGCACGAAGGGGGAAUAGUUAGAACGGGGCAAGACCAACCCGCCCUUUUCGGCUUUCCCUUCCCCUCUCUCAAAUUUUCUCGGGAAAGAAAACGCAAGAAAAUUAAAAUGGAAAUUCACUUUUCCAGUUAAACCCCCAAAACGGUUUUUGCAUCAGGCCAGCUCUCGCUCUCUCCCCCCAAAAACUGUCUUAAGCUCACGCUCCGCCAUUUCUCUUUCUCAAUAAAUAUCUAGGGUUUUCUUAAAUUCCUUUAUAUAUUCGUGGAAUCUUAAAUUUUCGAAUUCUCAAAUCCGUACUCUAUAACUGUGAGACGACAAAUGGAGGAAGGGACUAGUGGUGGUGGUGGAGGGGAAACGUCUUCGAGGAUAACGCCGUCGUAUGUGAAAUUAGGUGACAGGCAAAUAUUCACAGUAGAGCUUCGACCCGGAGAGACGACAUUUGUGUCUUGGAAGAAGCUUAUGAAAGACGCAAACAAGGCCAAUAGUCGAUCCGCACCAACUUUGGACCCGCCUCCGGACAACGCGCGUAUCAACCUUGAGUCACGCCUCGCUCCUGGACAACCAGUUGAAAAUGAAGAGGAGGCACCUCCUCCAAAUCGAUUCAGUGCUGUCAUUGAGAAGAUUGAACGACUUUACAUGGGUAAGGAUAGUAGCGAUGAAGAAGAUCUAAAGGAUGUUCCUGAUGAUGAUCAAUAUGAUACAGAUGACUCCUUUAUUGAUGAUGCUGAGCUGGAUGAAUAUUUUGAAGUGGACAAUUCAGCAAUAAAACACGACGGAUUCUUUGUUAACAGGGGAAAGCUGGAACGCAUAAAUGAACCUAUCGUUGUUCCUAACCAGCAAGCGAAGAAAAGACGAAGAAAGGAUUUAACCAAGGCCUCUGGUGAGAGUGAUGAUGGGCGUACAUCAAAUAAACAAGUUAAGCUGGGUAAAUCAGCAGCUGGGAAGAUAGCAUCACCACUGGGAAAGAACUCUUCAAAUCCCUCUCCAAAUUUGGUUGUGACAAGUGAAAACUAUGAGGAUGUGAGGGCUCAGAGUCUAUCAUAUACAUCUGGAAUUUCUUCUAAGAAGAAAUCUGCUGAAAUUAAAAUGAAUUUGGAUCCAUCUUCAUCAAUAAAAAUUUCAAAUGGUGAUGCUCCUUUAUCUCUAGCAGAGCCUAAGGAUAUAGAAAAGCUAAAGGCUGGAGGGGUCCUAGCUAAGAACCUGACUGACAAAGUGAAAGAUGCAGGUGGAUCUUCGGAUGUUUCCCAUCAGAAGUAUCAUGAUAAAAGUGCUUACCUACAGUCCAAGUCGCAAUUUGCAAAAUCAGUAACCAAUGUUGAUGAACUUGAACCAUCAGUUCGAUCAAAAGAAAAGAAUGGAGUCCAUGAACUGCCUGAUCUUAAUAUGCCAGAUGCCAAGAUGCCCAUGCAAGUAACAAAACCUUCACAAGUCCACAAAAAGGAUGGUUCUAGUGUUAGGCCCAAAGGUUCAAUGCUGGAAAAUGCCAUCAGAGAUUUGGAGAAGAUGGUUGCUGAAUCAAGGCCACCAGCUUUGGAAAAUCAAGAGGCUGAUACCUCAGCCCAGGCAAUCAAGAGGAGAUUGCCCAGUGAAAUAAAGCAGAAGCUUGCCAAAGUUGCAAGACUAGCGCAGGCAAGCCAAGGGAAAGUAUCUAAGGAGUUACUCAAUCGCCUUAUGAGCAUUCUUGGUCACUUAAUACAGCUCAGAACACUCAAGAGGAACUUAAAAAUAAUGAUUAACAUGGGCUUGUCUGCAAAGCAGGAGAAAGAUGAUAGGUUCCAACAAAUAAAGAAAGAAGUCGCUGAGAUGAUAAAGACAUGUGGCCCUUCUUCAGAUUCCAAGGCAUUGGAGCAACAAGCUGGAGCACCUGAUGACUUCCAAGAGAUUGCUUCCAGGGAAAAAGGAGCCCUUAAAAGAAAAUUUAGCAUGGAUGCUAUGUUGGAGGACAAAAUUUGUGAUCUUUAUGACCUUUUUGUUGAUGGACUGGAUGAAGAUGCUGGCCCUCAAGUUAGGAAGUUGUAUGUUGAGCUUGCACAAUUAUGGCCAAGGGGUUUCAUGGACAACCAUGGGAUCAAGCGUGCAAUUUGUAGGGCAAAAGAGAGACGAAGGUCCUUGUACAGCAGACACAAGGUACAUAAGGACCAGGAGAAAAUUAAGAGAAAAAAGAUGUUGGCUCCUAGAUUGGAUGAGAUUGCUCGAGUUGAGGCUGGUUCUGUUGCUCAGCAACAAUAUGUGCGAGAGAGGUUACCUACUGAUACAGGUGGUCCUGUUUUGGGUUUAGCCAGCAAGCCUGUUCCAAAUUCAUCAACAGCAGCUCUUCAGGCAUCAAGUCCUUCAAUGAACAUGCCAAACCUGGACAGGCUAAAACAGGAGAAGCCAAAAGGGAGUUCAAGCAAUCCUAUUGACGAGGCAAAGAUGGGAGUAGAUGGUGCAUUGACAAAGAAAAAAGUCAAGAGGAAGUCGGAACAAGAAUCGGACGAAACUCAUUUCCUAUCUGAGAAGUUGCAUUGCCAAUCUAGUGAAGAAAGAAACAAGUCCCUUAGGCAGGCUUCAGGUCUUUCUCAAAAGUUAAACCUUCAGUUGCCUGCUUCAAGUUUGGAACAGUCUUAGCUGACCUGAUAUAGUUAAUUAGGAAGUUUACACCAUAGAAGUAAUUGUGUUACAAAGCUGUCUUUUUCUUUGUUUUGUCUGUUAGCAGGUUUUAGUAAUUCUGACCAGCCAAUUGCCACCAUUUUUGUAAUUAUGUGUUGCAUGGUGCGUUGUUAAUUAGAGUUUCGUCUUGAAAUAGGAGAUGGCAGAAUGCUGUACUUUUCUUAUGCGAUUAAUGCAUUGCUUUGUCGUUUAACUUGAAA
Molecule: messenger RNA, 2866 nt
Organism: Manihot esculenta (cassava)
Lineage: Eukaryota; Viridiplantae; Streptophyta; Magnoliopsida; Malpighiales; Euphorbiaceae
Product: ubinuclein-1
Exons: 13
Coding region: 336-2624 (762 amino acids)
Cellular component (GO): nucleus
Source: RefSeq, a predicted model, not a curated record